UAACUUCAUUGGUUUUUGAACAUCUCAAUCUUUUGGAGUUUUGCUUUACCUUUUUCUUCUGUCAACGUCAGCGUCUGUCAACGAGUUGUGUUCGUACGUCAGAGCGGGACAGAUGACGACUGAGAGCUCCCACGGCCCACUGCGGUCAACGCCCCCGAUGAGGACCAGUCCAGCGUCCAGCGCGCUGCAUCCAGGACUGAUGAACUCCACAAGUAGCUUGGAGGACCAUGACGCCGUGCCCAAAAACAAAAAGACUAAUUCAGGACUACGACGCCCGGAGAAACCGCCCUACUCUUAUAUUGCGCUCAUUGUCAUGGCAAUUCAGAGUGCACCGACCAAGCGACUCACACUCAGUGAGAUUUACCAGUUCUUACAAACACGCUUCCCUUUUUUCCGAGGCUCUUAUCAGGGCUGGAAAAACUCUGUUCGGCACAACUUGUCUCUGAACGAGUGCUUCAUUAAACUACCAAAAGGCCUUGGGCGGCCGGGUAAAGGGCAUUACUGGACCAUAGACCCCACUAGUGAGUUUAUGUUCGAGGAAGGGUCAUUUCGGCGAAGACCGCGAGGGUUUAGGAGAAAAUGUCAAGCUAUGAAACCAAUGUACAGAAUGAUGAACGGCCUUGGGUUCGGUUCCGCCAUUUUACCUCAGAGCUUCGAUUACCAAACUCCCACUGGCGCACUUGCGUGCCAUAGCAGUGGCUAUAACCUGGAUCUGUCUGGUAAUGGUUAUGAGUCAAUGAGCAGCGGGCACCACGGUCACAUGUCCCCCAGCUCCAGACAUGGCUAUAUGGCUAGCUGUCCAGUGCCCGGGAACGGAGACUAUGGCGCGGAGAGCAACACCAGCCCAGUUCCGUCCUCUACUGCAAUAGCGGGCGCGCUUGAGGGUCACUCGUCGUAUUCAGAGAGCACGGCACUAUGGGCUUCUUCAAAUUCUCCAUACCUAAAACAGCCGUCUACAGUCACAAGCAGUUCUCCGUCCACAGGGCAGCAUCCCGGGAUAUUCACCUACUCCCUGGAGCAGGGUUAUAUGCAGCAAAGUGCGAGAGACAACACAGACAUGUCAGUGGGAAUAUCGCGCUAUCCGACACAUUCUUCCCCAGUCGGAGAACGGAAGGACUUCAUGUUGAAUUUUAACGGAAUUACGUCUUUCCAUCCUUCUGCUGGUGGAUAUUAUCAUCACCAUCAUCAUCACCAUCAUCACCAUCAGAGUGUGAAUCAAGACGUCAAACCUUGCGUGAUGUAGUCCGCUAUUUGCGGAUCAAGUUGCACAAAGAUAAGCACUUGGAUAACUGUGAGGUAAAGAAAAUUAAUGAAGGAUUAAUUAUUUUGCACUCAUGAAGCGAUUGGAAAUAGGCCUAUUUUCCAAAACCAGCCCUGGCAGCGAGCGCAUAGAAACAGUUAAACUCAUGAAGUCAUGGACGGGCCAUUUUAUGUGUUGUGGCUACAUUUCAAUAGAGGUUGAAUUAAGCAAAUUUAAGUAUAUAUUUCAAUUAAUCUGUACAGUACAGUGUGAUGUGUGGAAGUUAGAAAUAAAACAUUUCAAGGAAA
Molecule: messenger RNA, 1548 nt
Organism: Rhinichthys klamathensis goyatoka
Lineage: Eukaryota; Metazoa; Chordata; Actinopteri; Cypriniformes; Leuciscidae
Gene: foxf2b
Product: forkhead box F2b
Exons: 2
Coding region: 113-1243 (376 amino acids)
Biological process (GO): regulation of transcription by RNA polymerase II; animal organ morphogenesis
Cellular component (GO): nucleus
Molecular function (GO): RNA polymerase II cis-regulatory region sequence-specific DNA binding; DNA-binding transcription factor activity, RNA polymerase II-specific
Source: RefSeq, a predicted model, not a curated record